UUUCUUCCUUCAAGAAUGGAUAACUACACGGGCCUAAUCUUCCCAUCUUCUUCUUCUUCUCCUCCAUCAUCAUCUUCAACUUGUAGUUUGUCCAUAAACAUGUCUAGUAGUAGUACUAUAUCUCAUGGGUUAGUCUCAGAAAUGGAGGUUCUGAACAAUAAUCUGAAUAUUGGGUCUCCGGAUCCAAUUAGGAGCAGCUUAGGUGGGUCUGAAAUGGAAGAUGAAGUGAUGAAGAGAUCAGAAGGGAGUGAUAUGAAGAAGAAGGGAGCAGUGAAGAAGGUGAAGAAACCAAGAUAUGCAUUUCAAACAAGAAGCCAAGUUGAUAUACUUGAUGAUGGCUAUAGGUGGAGAAAGUACGGCCAGAAAGCUGUCAAAAACAACAAAUUCCCCAGAAGCUACUAUCGGUGUACUCACCAAGGAUGCAAUGUGAAGAAGCAAGUACAAAGAUUAACAAAAGAUGAAGGAGUUGUGGUGACAACAUAUGAAGGAAUGCAUUCACAUCCCAUUGAAAAGUCUAGUCAUGAUAACUUUGAACACAUCUUGGCACAGAUGCAAAUCUACACUCCUUCCUUCUAAUUCUAUAAAAGUUAAGCUUGUUGUGUUGUGUAUCUCUUUAUAUAUAUAUAUAUAUAUAUAUAUAUAGUAGUGUAUGUAGUUUUGUUUUCUUUCAUGUAUUAAAUUUCACUGCAUGCAUGCGUAUAUAAAUAUAGAGCCCUCAAUGUACUGGAAUCGAAAACAAUAUUGUAGCAGAUUCGGUUUAUCAUUGGAAAGUUAAUCACCUUACAUAUA
Messenger RNA from Tripterygium wilfordii, 789 nucleotides. Its product is annotated as probable WRKY transcription factor 75. Lineage: Eukaryota; Viridiplantae; Streptophyta; Magnoliopsida; Celastrales; Celastraceae. Bases 16 to 576 code for a protein of 186 amino acids. The transcript is spliced from 2 exons. Gene Ontology annotation, biological process: regulation of DNA-templated transcription. The record is from RefSeq and is a predicted model, not a curated record. Gene Ontology annotation, molecular function: DNA-binding transcription factor activity; sequence-specific DNA binding.